Xenia sp. Carnegie-2017 is the source of this 2122-nucleotide messenger RNA. RefSeq names its product SET and MYND domain-containing protein 4-like. The record is from RefSeq and is a predicted model, not a curated record. The coding region runs from base 2 to 1903 and encodes 633 amino acids. The transcript is spliced from 13 exons. Gene Ontology annotation, molecular function: protein binding. NCBI's taxonomy places the organism in Eukaryota, Metazoa, Cnidaria, Anthozoa, Malacalcyonacea, Xeniidae.
UAUGGCGGACAAAGAAUCAUUGUGUUUCGAUAAAUCUGUUAAAUGUGAGUGGCAAAAGUAUGUUCGAAACAAUGUAGAGCAACUUGAAACCGAUUGCAAGGCUACAAAAGACGUUAAAGAAAUAUUUAGAAUUGUUAAGAAGACCAUAAAGGAAAAUAUACAUACUGCGGAUUUUCUUUUGAAAAUACAAGAAGCAAUCAAUAAAAAUCAUCAACGUUUUCUUGAGAACCAAGAUCUAUUGGCGUUUUCCAUUAAUGGCAGCAACCUAUCUCGAGACGACGAGGAGUUAAGUGUCGUUUGUCAAAGCUCGUUGGCGAAAGGGCAACAUAACAAGAUAUCAAAUUGCUCAUCACUAGUUGAAAUGAGAUAUGAUAAAGUUCAUGGUCGUUAUUUGCAGGCAAAGCAAGAAAUAAUGGCUGGAGAUGUUCUAAUUAUUGAAAAACCUUAUGUAGCAGCUCUUGCAUCAUGCAACAAAAACACACACUGUUCACAUUGUUUUUUAAAGUUAUCACAACAUUUUAAAAGUUGCUAUACUUGUAAUGAAGUGAAGUAUUGCUCAUUAAGAUGUCAAAGAAAUGCCUGGAUAUCUUAUCACAAAAUUGAAUGUGUUCUUUCACCAUUGUUAAAAAUGCUUGACAUGACAUCACUGUUGGCAUUGCGAAUUCUUCUCGUCACUCCAACUCAGACUAUGAUUAAUGUUUUUCAUAAUGAUCAUGAAGACAGUUCAACGUUCAUACCAGGUUAUAAUGAAGAUGAUUUAUAUGAAGGUGAUUACAAAUGUGUCUACGGUUUAGUGAGUAAUGUGGAACAUCGUCAGAUCUCAGCUCUUAUCUCUCAUGCAUUGUACGCAGUUUGCAUCACAGAAAUAUCUUUUCCCUACAUAUAUGGUGACAAGAAGGAAUUUUUUCAACUUUUAAGUUGUUCAGAUGAAGAAAUGACAUCAGCUGCUAUGGCUGAAACAUUGUUCCAUCACUUGAACCAAAUGCAAUGCAACAUGUAUGGUGUAACAGCUUUACUUUCGUCGUCACACAACGACGAAAAUGGCGUGUACACUACUGAACAAAAAAGGAUCGCUUCAGCAAUAUAUCCUACUGCAUCUCUCUUAAAUCACGCCUGCUAUCCUGAUGUAAUUCCAAGUUUUUCUGGCUCCACUCUUGUCAUACGUGCCAUUCGUAAUAUUGAAAAAGGAAAGCAAAUAUCACAUUGUUACGGUCCUACGGUCUCUCGAAUGAAUAGGGAAACUCGUCAAAAGCUUCUUAAAGAACAGUAUUUUUUUACUUGUAGUUGUGUUGCUUGUCUUUGUGAAAAUGAUGUUCAUUUUGACGAUAACUCUGGCAUGUAUGAAUGGUUGUUUAUUUGCCCAAAAUGUUCGGAAGGUGUGAAAGUUUCUCGACGGAAUUACUGUGGAAAAUGUCAAAAUAAUGAUUGUGGAGAGGUUGGGGACUUUACACGAGAUGUUCGUGAGAUUGAGAAAGCUAGGAGUCUGUUUGAUCUUUCCAUGGCGUGUUUAGAACGGGGACAGAUUAAGAAGUCUUUGAAAAUGCUAAAAGAUUGUUUAGCCAAACGACAAAAUUUUUUACAGAAAUUUGACAGAGAUCUAGCAGAAACACACGAUACAAUGGCAAGGUGCUAUGCAAUGCUUGGCGAUUUUCGACAAGCGGCGAUUCAUUGUCAAGUUAGCAUCGAAACUGUACGACAACAUUUUGGAUCAAAAAGUAUUGAGUACGGUCAUGAAUUACAUAAACUGGCCCAGUUACUUUUCAAUGGUCAAGAAGUAGAGAAGGCAUUGACCGUCAUCAAACCUGGAGUGCAGAUAUUGACUCUUCAUUAUGGUGAAAAAAAUGAAUAUGUCGAGGAAUUGAUACAAAUGAAGAAAAUAUUAUAUGAAAUAGAUCAUGUGUAAUAUUUACGAGUAAUUUUAAUGUCGAUUGAAUUGUAUACAGGAAAUUUUUAAAUAUUGUAGAUAAAGAAACCAGCUCGUUUUCAUCGCUUGAAUGUACAAACUUUCUCAUGUUACUUCAGCUGACGUAAAGUAAAAGUUUGUAUUUAUAAACUAUACGAUGCUUUUGUGACAGUGCUAUUGGUAACGAAUUUCUAACAAAUAAAAUAACCUUAUCAAUGA